CCUUGAACUACACCCCAGGAGGACCAUCGCGAGGAACUCGACUGGCAGAUUGUCGGCGUGCGUCACAAUCCUUCGCCAUGAGUGUCCGCCUAGCCGCCCGGCGGCUGGCGCUGUCAGGCUCCUCAUCCCCGUCACCAUCCUCCUCGCUCCUCUCCUCACCCUCAUGCGCCGCCCUCCUCCUCGCCUCCCCUCCCACCUCUUCCCAGCGCCGCCACAAAUGGUCUGUCGACAUCUUCAGGGGCUGGAGCAAGAGCGGCUCCAAGGAUGGCGACGGCGGCUUGAACGCGCUCAAGUAUGAGCUCGAAGACCCCAAGAAGCGCCAGCAGUUCCUCGAGCGCAACAUGCACGGCACCGUCGAGGACAACAUCUUCCAGGACGAGAUUGAGGCCGCUCCGCGCGCCGGCGCCGCCGCCCAAGAGGAGCGUUCCGCCGCGGCCCAGGCCGAGCAGAAGACGCGCGAGACCAUGGCCAUGGUCACGGACCCGGACCCCCGUGCCCGGAUGCGCUGGCACCGCAAAAAGGUCAUCCAGAUGAUCCGCACCAACGGCCACGUCACCGAGCGGGAGCGCCUCGCCCGCACCGAACGCCAGCUCCUCCACCAGAGCAGCUUCCUCCCCACCAGCGUCAAGAAGCUCGUCAUGCUGUCGCGCCAGAUCGCCGGCAAGCCCGUCGACGACGCCAUUGCCCAGAUGCAGUGGUCCAAGAAGAAGAUGGCUGCCGAGAUCAAGUACUACCUGGAGGAGGCCCGCGAUCUCGCCGUCGCCCAGCGCGGUAUGGGCUUGGGCAAAGCCAACGGCGAGGUGCUGGACAAGCCGCGCAAGAUUCAAACCAAGGAGGGCAAGUGGAUCGACAUCGCCGACCCAACGCGCAUGUACAUUGCCCAGUCUUGGGUCGGCAGGGGGCCGUGGCGUGGAAAAAGCAUCGAUUACAAAGGACGUGGCAGGAUGGGCGUCAUCCAACACCCCAGCACCAGCUUCACAGUCCUAUUAAAGGAAGAAAAGACGAGGAUACGAGAGCAUGAAGAGCGCGUGGCCAAGAAGAAGGCCAAGGGUCCCUGGGUCCAUCACCCCAACCGUUCCAUCCACGGACAACGACCAUAUUACACCUGGUAGACGGGCUUCACCAAACCCCCCACUUGCAUAUUAGGCGGGCAGCGGGCCGUGGAUGUCCAUUGUCACUAGCGACAGAGCAUGUCGCUUCACACGCGAUACUGUAACAACACACAUGUACAUUGGAUACCUAGCUGUACAACUGAGCUAAAAUCUCCGUUGCUCGGGACUUUCCCAUGGAUAUCUAAAGGCAGCCACCUUUGCAUGGUAAAGUAACGUGUGGCGCGUUAAAAUGGAAAAAGUGAAAAGGUAUCAUUGUGCGCCGCCGCACCGU
This is a messenger RNA of Purpureocillium takamizusanense, 1383 nucleotides long. RefSeq names its product 39S ribosomal protein L22, mitochondrial (gene mrpl22). The transcript is spliced from 3 exons. Gene Ontology annotation, molecular function: structural constituent of ribosome. The record is from RefSeq and is a predicted model, not a curated record. Gene Ontology annotation, cellular component: ribosome; mitochondrial large ribosomal subunit. Gene Ontology annotation, biological process: ribosome assembly; translation. Bases 78 to 1112 code for a protein of 344 amino acids. Lineage: Eukaryota; Fungi; Ascomycota; Sordariomycetes; Hypocreales; Ophiocordycipitaceae.